Molecule: messenger RNA, 855 nt
Organism: Suillus clintonianus
Lineage: Eukaryota; Fungi; Basidiomycota; Agaricomycetes; Boletales; Suillaceae
Exons: 3
Source: RefSeq, a predicted model, not a curated record
AACACGGACCUCCCACCAGGCUGUCAUGAGGACGGAAAAUGGGCUCGAGUAUUCAUACCAACGAUCUUGCUGUGGCUUGGCGCACAAGAGGAACUCUGGACUAUUGCUGACAUUAAGCUGCUUGAUGCAUGCAAAGAAAUUUUCAAGGUCGUCUACGGGGAUAUUUGCUACAAUCUUACCAUAUCUGGGUCCGUUUUUGGUGUUGUCACACAACGUGUUGGCGAAUGGCGUAGCAACUUCGGGUCUACAGCACUUGCCCUCGCGGUUCAUUUCUGUGUCGUCAAUCAAGAUUCAGCACCAAGGGAACUUUCGACUCUCCUCCUGCACAAAUAUGCAUUUUUAUACCCUAACCCUGAAAAGAUUGACAAGGAUGAGACUUUCCGUUCUCCGUUUGUCCAAGAGCUUCUUGCUACUGCGCAUCUCGCUAAAAUCUUGGGACACGCUGACGUUCCUGUUCUCCGCACUGACAGCUUGGUUAAAAAUGGUUUCAUUGGGGCCCUGGGCUUGUGUGCGGUCUCGCUCGAACGUGCUUUCACUCUUCUCGCUGAUAGCACUGUCACUCUUGACAGCGAGGAGAACUCGGAGCUGCCGAUCAAUGUGCGGAAAGCUCGCCUCAAGACGCCCAAGACCUUCAACAAAGCUACUGGAAAGGAGACGACUUCCGAACACGCAUUCUCAGUUGCUAAAUGGAGCUCCAAGACUGCUGCAUUUGUAUGCGGGGCGAAAAAGAAGGGCACGGCGGCAACAGAGCUCACUGUCUCGAUGGCGUGGAAGGUUCUGAAAAAGCCUGGUUUCGAGAAAUACACUGGCAAUGACAUGUCCGACGAGGAUGACGAUCGCGCAGACAUUUGGUAA